GAGCAGGAUGUGUGGCCGGUGCCUGAGAAGCUCCGUGCGGAGCGGGUGGGCAACCGAGCGGCCGAGCUUUGGUGGGAGGAGUGCGACAGCGCGUCCAGCCGGCAGCGCCCUCCACGCCUGGCACGAACGCUCCUGCGCCUUGCAGCGCGGCCCACGGCACAGUGGCUGUUCUGCAGUCUCUGUU
This is a messenger RNA of Symbiodinium sp. CCMP2456, 184 nucleotides long. NCBI's taxonomy places the organism in Eukaryota, Dinophyceae, Suessiales, Symbiodiniaceae. The record is from the annotation of a GenBank genome assembly.